Plectropomus leopardus (leopard coralgrouper) is the source of this 1711-nucleotide messenger RNA. RefSeq lists its product as uncharacterized. The record is from RefSeq and is a predicted model, not a curated record. Lineage: Eukaryota; Metazoa; Chordata; Actinopteri; Perciformes; Serranidae.
GUGAGAGAGAAAGACAGAGGGCGGGCUGCCGAUGUUUGUAGGUGCUCUCUCACAUAUUUUCAGUGUUCUUCUUGUGUCAAAGAUGCAGGUUGAAAGAGGACAAUCACUGUGGAUUUACACUCUGCUAUUAAAUUUUCUACAACUUUGGGGACAACUUUCAGCUUCGACUUCCCCUCCCCCUCUACCAGCACCUAUACUUGAUAUCUAUUCGAGGUCAAAGGGCUCAGUGGUUCUGGUCUGCCGGGCCCCAAAGGGCCACCAAGGGCUUCAUUUCAAGUUGUACAGAGACAGAGAAAAUGUGGACUCUCAGGAGCUGCAGUCUGCUGCUGUGGAGGUUCAGUUCACUGUGGCGGUAAAGGAGGAGGAUUCAGUCAAAUACUUCUGCUGUCUGUACACGGGCCAGGAUGGUCGUUACAGUUUGUUCAGUCCCUAUUUGCAGCUGGAGCAGCCAAAAGAAACAGGCCCCACUCCCUCUAUGCCCUCUCUGCCUACCCCAGUCUUGUCUGUGAAGCCCUCAACCGGUGUGGUGAAACGUGGGGACACACUGUCCUUCAGCUGCUCACUCCCUCUUCUAUCCCAGUCUCAGUCCCAGUCCAGCUAUGGCAACAAACCAGUGACCUUCUUUUUGCUGAGGGCUGCUGAGCACACAGGAGCAACAUCUAUUAUCCUCCAGCCUCGGGCCAGUCAGGUAUCGAACCCUGAACCCCAGCUGGGACUCUUCACUUUGGGACCGGUGAGGGGAGGAGAGGGGGGCGAGUACACCUGCCUUUAUCAGAUCACCAAAAAAAGAAGAGUAGUUAAUUCAACUGCAAGCAACAUGGUUCAAAUCACUGUCGCAGACGCAUUGCCAGUUCCAACCCUUAUCCUUCAGCAGCAGACAGAUGUGUGGCAUUUGCUGUGCACUGGGUCUCCUGCAUACCCUGGUGCUGUGUUCUCCCUCUACCUGGCUGAUAAUGAACUUCCUGUUGCCACGCACCACACCACCUUAAUCCAGCAUCAGACCAUCUUCCCAGUGCCAGUCCAGGACGCUCCAGUGACUUUGUACCAGUGCCAGUAUGAUGUCCUCCUGGGAGGGAAGUGGAGCAACUCUGCACGCAGCCUCCCUUUGACUGUAACCCGAGGAAACCCCCCUCCAUCAUCAACAGAUAGGUUGGGUGUGGACUGGCCUCUCGUACUUGGCGCUUUCUCCGCUGUGGUAUUGUGCCUCUGCUCUGUGGCACUCGUGGUUGUGGUGGCACACAGGAAAGUUAAAGCAGCAGCUGAGGAAAAGAAAAAAAGACAGGAAGCACAGUUCUGGACUCAGGUUCAUGCUAAGGACCAUGUUGUUGAUCUUACUCUCAGGCGAACAAGCUUCACGUCUCAGGAAUGGGCCAGUGUGGACACAACUACAGAGACAAGGUCCAGACUCCCUUUAUGGAACUCGCUUUCCACAUUUACAACCCCGAUCCAUUAGAAAUGUUUGUUUGCGCUCUCUCUCUCUCUCUUUCUCUCUCUUUCUCUCUCUCUCUCUCGCUGAGUGUUUAUACUUUAUUUGAGUUUAUCAAUGUAGCAUCAGUUGGAGUUACACAGCAGGACAGGAAGGGCUAUUUCCUCAGUUCCUAUUUCAUGUGAAGCAGUAAAAUUAUACAAUUUGACAGGAUGUGAUGUUUGUUUGAUCUUGAUGUUACUGAGCCAGUGAAUCUAAAUAAAGAUUGUAUGAUUAUUAUUAGUA